Molecule: messenger RNA, 3456 nt
Organism: Parnassius mnemosyne (clouded apollo)
Lineage: Eukaryota; Metazoa; Arthropoda; Insecta; Lepidoptera; Papilionidae
Source: the annotation of a GenBank genome assembly
ACAUCACAUCGUGAUAUUUUUGUGGCUCUUUUGGGUGUGUGCUUUCUUCAUGUGUGUUGUGCUACUUAUGUGGAUUAUUAGGUGAUAUUAUUGUUUUUAUCGGAUAGUGAUUCUUAACCGCCAAGAUGCCAAAAUCGAUGAACGUCCGCGUGACGACGAUGGACGCGGAGCUGGAGUUCGCGAUCCAGCAGACGACGACCGGCAAACAGCUGUUCGAUCAGGUCGUCAAGACCAUCGGUCUGCGUGAGGUCUGGUUCUUCGGUCUCCAGUACACCGACUCGAAGGGUGACCUCACAUGGAUCAAGCUAUACAAGAAGGUUAGUGGCAUUUUGAUUUAUAAACAUGUUUGUAGGAUCAUUAAAUAAAUAACAUUUCAGUAAACAUAUUUUCUAAUAAUUGACACAUUCUUAAUAAUGUGGAUACAAAAGCAGGUACUUCAAUAGGGCCAAUUUUACGUUAUCUACGAAAUUAUAGUAACGCAAAACACGUUGAACGCGUGAUAAGGCCGCCAAUUGUACCUUUAAAUAUAUUUUUUUUCAUUCUUUCAUAUGUAUUUCUGGUGUACAAUAAAGUAUAUUUCAUUUCAUGUUUUCCGUAAAAUGAAAAUUUGUAAAUUUGUGAAAAAAAAAUCAAAGUGACGAUGUACAAACGAUAAAGAAGUAUUAGUGUAUUUAAUUCAUCUUAGGUUAAUAGAUUUCAAAUAAGUAGCAAUAUAUCUUAGAGAGAUUUCGGCUGUUGUUAUUGAAAAUUAAAAAGAAAAAUGUGUAAAGGUCGUCUAAGUGGCGACUAAUAAAAAAAUAAAAUUGUGAAGAUGUCAUAACAGGCAGGCAGCCAACAAUAGUAUCAGUUGUUCCUUUAAAUAUUGAUAUAAUGCAAUUUUUAAAGGUUUCCAACAACUACAUUCCUACUGAAAAUACCGUAUUUAGAUUAAAAUGUAGGAACAUACUACUAUUUAUAAUUAUUUGUUCAGCCCAAUUACUAACGCAUUAGCAACGUAUUCACCUUCUACAGUUGUGUUAACGGUUACAUUAUAAAGGCGCCGGCUGCAGGCCCCGCGAACGAAUCGCACUACGCAAUAAGAUUAUUUUUAGCGGGACUCGCCAAGUUCAAGUUUGUUUGUUCCGCGCACCGAUUUGUUGGUUAACAAGCCGAAUGCGUUAUGAUUUACGACCCGCUUGAGUUGCUGCAGUUCCCAUUCGUGCGCCGCUAGUUAUUUUCGGUUCAAUCGUCCAUUAUAUUAAUGUGUUCCGUGAGAUAACAUCUGUGGAAUAAUUCUUUUUUUUUUUUAAAUUGGCGAUAUCAUUGAGGCCUUCGGCUUGCAACAGUAUCAUCAUCAUCAUCAUUACAGCCUUUCAUAAGUUCACUGCUGAACAUAGGCCUCCCCCAAGGAAUGCCACAAAGCACGGUCCUGAGCCACCUGCAUUCAUCGACUUCCUGCAUGUCUUACCAGGUCGUCACUCCAUCUCGUGGGGGGUCGCCCGACACUUCGCCUACCGGUACGAGGCGGCCACUCAAGAACCUUUCUUCCCCAUCGGUUGUCGGUUCUUCGAGCUAUAUGGCCGGCCCACUGCCACUUCAGCUUACUAAUCCUUUGGGCUAUGUCGGUUACUCUGCUUCUACUGCGGAUAUACUCAUUUCUAAGUUUAUCACGCAGAGAAACCCCGAGCAUAGCCCUCUCCAUAGCUCGCUGAGCGACCUUGAGCUUCCUCAUACGGCCAGCAGUAAAUCCUACAACAGUAAAUCCUACUUUAUUUGUAACUAGGAACCCUCCCCGGCUUCACCUGGAUAGGAUCUAUCAAUGUGGCGUUAUUUGGAUUUAUUAAAGAACAUGUAUGUUAUCAUUUUUUUUUAAACAAAAAUGUUCCUAUUUUUUUGUAUAAAAUAGCCCACAUCCUUUCAGGCAUUGCUCUCUCUCUCUGUCUAUCUAUUCAUAAACUUUCAUCACGAUCGGUUCAGCCGUUACAAAGAUUAGCCCAGACAUACAAACAAUUUAAAAAUGAUUUUUUAUGUCUUAAUAUCAUGCAAAUAUACCUAAGCUUAAGAGAAGCCAGUCAUUUCAUUAUUACAGACGGACACUUAAAUUUUAUUUAUAUAUGUAUAGAUUUACUUGUAAAAUCUUUGUAAUUAAUAACUAGUGUGAGAUGUAUGAGUAUUAUAUAUACGUUCUUACGUCUACCACGAUUUGAUCCUCUUGAUGGCAUGACUGAGACGGCCUCGCAUAUUUUUUUUAUAACCAUUGAUGUUAUAUAUUAUAUUUUUAUAACUAUCAAUUUGUUAGUUUGUAUUGUCUUAUUGCGACUCCGUUAAGCCUGUUUUACUACAAAAAUUACGGGAACAAGCGUAUAGGAAUACUUAUCACAUGCAUCCUCUGUAUCCAAAUGAAUCUUAUAUUACUAUAUGAACAUUAACAUUGGCAUAGAAAUGUUUCAAGAAUUGCUUGUUAUUCAACAUGCAACGCGUUUCCGUCAUUUUGUUUUCGCUCAUUGACUUCAUUGUGAAUUUUUCUACUUAUCCUCCGACAUUGACCCGCUAAAGCAAUGCCAACGGGCAUGACUGUCGCAUGUAGCACAGCACUUAACCCCCAUAUUUUAUCAUCGAGGACGGCGACUUACAAAUUCGUCACUUAAAAAAGCUUCAUGAAUAUUUACAAAGGUCGAUCGGUUUGAUACUUUCUCUGAAAUGAUAAGGAAUUCUACGUGCCUAGUAUCUCUAUGCGAUGCAAUAUAAAAUGACGCUGAUCAUGUUGAGUUUUGAAAGGAUAUCGAGGCAUCAAGAAAUUUGAAGAGUAGGCCGAUCUGUAGCUUAGUCUGGUUACACCAAUAAAAAUGGAUGAAAUAAUCAUACCCUAUUCCUCUGCUUCCUUCUUAUUACUAUCAAGUUGACUAUAUGCUCGCUUGUUACACUUAUCCUAUAAAAUAAAAACCGGCCAAGUGCGAGUCCGACUCGCGCACCGAGGGUUCCGAACAAAUCCGUAGGUAUAUAAGUUUAAAAUUAUUAAAAAUAUUUUUAUUAUAUGAUGUAACUAAAAAUUUAUGCUUUUCGCAAUUUUUCCUUUAUCUGUGCUAUAAUACGUUGCUUCGUACCAAAUUUUAAGAUUCUGAGUUCACGGGAAGUACCCUGUAGGUUUUGAUUCCCUUGCGAAUUUCGAAAAUUUGCGGCAUUAACGGCUGUAUCUUUUGAUUGCGUUGGCUUAGAAGUUUGAUUUUUUCACAGCUCUCCAAGGGACAGUAGACUUGUAUUUAUUAUGAAUUUCAGCUUGAUACCUCCACCCGUUCCUGAGAAAAAGGGUCUUGACAGACAGACAGACAGACGGACAACAAAGUGAUCCUAUAAGGGUUCCGUUUUUUCCUUUUGAGGUAUGGAACCCUAAAAAUGCAUCGAAAAUUAUUUACAACUAACAAAAUAAUUUUAGAUGCAUAUGUGUGCGUCCAGCUGUGUGGGCUAUUCUGGGCAGUU